Molecule: messenger RNA, 3329 nt
Organism: Tinamus guttatus (white-throated tinamou)
Lineage: Eukaryota; Metazoa; Chordata; Aves; Tinamiformes; Tinamidae
Source: RefSeq, a predicted model, not a curated record
AUGGAUCGCCUGGGGCCGGCGGACGCCGAGGAGGAGCCGGGCGCGCUCGCGCGCCUCGCGCCCAGCGCGCACAGCGAGGCCGUCGCGCACGAGUUCCAGGAGCUCUCUCUGCAGCCCAGCCAGUAUUUACCUCCCCUCAACGAACGGAAGAAUGUACUUCAGCUAAGGCUGCAGCAACGGCGGACACGAGAACAGCUGGUGGACCAGGGCAUCAUGCCACCUUUGAAAAGCCCAGCCGCAUUCCAUGAGCAGAUAAAGAGCCUGGAACGAGCCAGGACUGAAAAUUUUUUGAAGCACAAGAUUCGCAGCAGGCCGGAUCGGUCGGAGCUGGUCAGGAUGCACAUCCUCGAAGAGACGUUUGCGGAGCCUUCCCUACAAGCCACUCAGAUGAAACUGAAGAGAGCUCGGUUGGCAGAUGAUCUGAAUGAGAAGAUUGCUCAGAGGCCUGGCCCAAUGGAACUGGUAGAAAAAAAUAUUCUCCCUGUAGACUCCAGCGUUAAAGAAGCGAUUAUAGUUGGACAAGAGAAUUAUCCCCAAGCUUUGGAAGAUUUUUCGUUUGACGAGGACAGCAGCGAUGCUUUGUCACCAGAUCAGCCAGCCAGCCAAGAAUCCCAGGGUUCCACCGCCUCCCCGGGGGAGCCCAAAGCCAGUGACUCGCCCUCGCCAGUGACCCCCGGUGCUGCCACCUCGGCACAGUACCCAUCUUUAACCUCUCCAGUUCCCGAAUUCCUCAAAACUCCACCUACGAUCGAGCAGCACGUUCCACGGUCCACGACUGCAAGCACCCUAACUACAAAUACCAUCUCUGCGGCAAAACCCGGGCCAACGUUAGUAAAGCAAAGCCACCCGAAGAAUCCAAAUGAUAAACAUCGGAGCAAGAAAUGCAAAGAGCCCAAGCCACGGGUGAAAAAACUGAAGUAUCAUCAAUAUAUUCCACCUGAUCAGAAAGGUGAGAAGAAUGAACCACAGAUGGACUCCAACUAUGCUCGUUUGCUACAGCAACAGCAGCUGUUCUUGCAGCUACAGAUCCUGAGCCAACAGCAACAACACUACAACUAUCAGACAAUUCUGCCUGCACCACUGAAGCCACUGAACGACAAGCAGAGCAGCAAUGGGAAUACACCACUGAGUACCCUGAACAACAGCACUCCAGCAUCAGUCGCCAGCUCCCCCAGACAGAACAGCAACACUCCCAGCAGGAAACCAGGACCACUGCCCUCGAGCCUGGAUGACCUGAAGGUAGCGGAGCUUAAAAUGGAGUUGAAAUUAAGGGGAUUACCAGUGUCCGGAACAAAAACUGAUCUCAUUGAGCGUCUGAAACCCUACCAAGAUCUUAAUAACAACGGAGUCACUACUAGUAGCUCUGUUACAGUAACCACUUCUACUGGGGCCACAUGUAGCACUGGGGAAGUGACUGUGGCGUUUCCUGUCACAACACUAACUAAAACAGCGGUUAAUACUAUGCCCAGCUUUCCUCCAGAAAAAACAUCUACUGGACCUAGCACCAAAGCAGUGAAUACUGAAAGCAUUAGUUCCCCUUUGCCUAUAUCACCCGCUCCUUCAGAGCAAUCUAACCUAAGCACAGAUGACACUAGCAUGGCAGAUACUUUCACAGAAAUGAUGACCAUGAUGUCACCAUCCCAGUUCUUAAGUACUUCACCGCUAAGGGUGAAUAUGAACGAUGACACGCAGAACCGUAGCAGUGGAAGCAUCUCAAGUAUGGAGCUUGAUGUAGCAGAAAAGGACCGCAAGCUUCAAGAAAAAGAGAAACAGAUUGAAGAGCUCAAGAGAAAACUGGAACAAGAGCAAAAACUUGUGGAAGUAUUGAAAAUGCAACUUGAGGUUGAAAAACGGGGACAGCAGCAAUUGUCUCAGACUUCUAGUAACCCAGCUGCUUUGGAUCAGAAACAAUUCAGUGCUGCUAUCAAGGAUGAAAAAGCUGUUGCUGACUGCUCUAGCACAAGUCAGUCUGUAUCCGUGGCUAGUCAAUCUUUAGGACAAUCAGUAUAUACUAGUGGCCAGAAUCCAGUUGCCAAAAAGGCAGUUGUUAUCAAGCAGGAGAUACCCGUGGCCAAAGCCGAAAUGCAGAAUGCCAUUUCUCAGUUUUAUGUUAAUCCACAGAGACAUCCACAAACUGCAGUUGUUGCCCAGCCUCCAGCUUUACUAGCCACCCAGGGAGCCACGCAGCUGCUCCUUCCGCUGUCUAUCCAGGGACCGAAUUCUACCACUUCAGUGCAGCUACCAGUUGGAAAUAUAAAGUUGCAGGCUCAAUCACAAGCUGGAGUACAGACCCCAUCACAAAUGCCUGCUUCUGUUCCCUCCUCUGGCCUGGGCCAGACAGCACCUCAGAUUCAUACUCCGCAGUCAAAACCAAAUGCCACCACGCAGCAUGCACUUGGUCAGACUCAACAAAGCAGGAAGGUUUUUCCAUCUACGACAUCAAAUACUGUAUUUCCCUAUCAAACUACACCAGUUACGACACCUGCUCAAUCUUUUAUUAAUAAAGCACCAAACUCUAAUGUUUGCACUGGUAGUAACCAGGCUCCACCUGUGCAGAAUGGACCUGCUCCUCCUAGCAAGCCUGGCUCUCCGUCUCAAGCCCAGCCCUAUGUUGUUCAACAGCCCCUCUUCAACAACACAGUUUCCAAGACAAAAGAUCCCCCCCGCUAUGAAGAGGCCAUAAAACAGACCCGCAAUGUUCAAACAUCUCACCGUGAGAUUUCCAGCGCACACAGUCAGCAAAUGGACGACCUUUUUGACAUCCUCAUCAAGAGUGGAGAGAUUUCCCUUCUAAUAAAGGAGGAACCAUCUCCGAUUGCUAAAAUGAGACCAGUAACAGCCAACAUCACUACCAUGCCAGUGAAUACAGUGAUAUCCCGCCCACCACCACAAAUCCAAAUGGCGCCUCCCAUGUCCUUAGAAUCAACAACCAACUUGUUAAUAAGUUUGGAAAACCAACUUGAUGCUCUCUUGGAUGGAACUUUACCUUCAGGUAAUGAAACCCCUCAACUGACAAGCAGUAAUGAGGACAGAGAGUCGUUUUCUUUAAUUGAGGACCUUCAGAAUGACCUGCUUAAUCACUCCAGCAUUUUAGAUCACUCUCAUUCACCCAUGGAAACCUCUGACCCGCAGUUUACCACUAAUAAUUCUUGUCUGUCUCUCGACCUUCCUGACACAAAUUUAGACAACAUGGAAUGGUUAGACAUUACGAUGCCCAGCUCUUCAUCUGGACUCACUCCUCUCAGUUCUGCUGCCCCCAGUGUGUUUUCCACUGACUUUCUAGAUCCACAAGACCUGCAGUUGCACUGGGAUUAAGCUAUAGCAAAUGA